This is a messenger RNA of Nothobranchius furzeri (turquoise killifish), 2428 nucleotides long. RefSeq lists its product as uncharacterized. NCBI's taxonomy places the organism in Eukaryota, Metazoa, Chordata, Actinopteri, Cyprinodontiformes, Nothobranchiidae. Gene Ontology annotation, molecular function: nucleic acid binding. The record is from RefSeq and is a predicted model, not a curated record.
CCGUUUUUUACCAGUAAAAUUUCUGACGACCCCCUCCCAUUCUCUCUUCCAGUACAAACAGUAUUAAGAAAUGACAAAAUUGUUCAAGCACAUUUUAAUAUGCUUUGAUUUAAUAGAUAACAGUAAUAGUAGGCUCCAGUACAGAACAAAGUCAUUAACAAAACCAAACAGAGCAUAAUGUGCUUGACAGUUUGUAUUACUUUUCUGAACACAUUGUUUCUUGUAAACACUGAUAAAUCAAUCAUUCCUUUCAUUAAACGUUUGACACAUAAAAAAUACACUUAGCAAAAUGUACUUAAAUGUGUAUAUUACUGUUUAUACUAGAUUAUUUACUGUAAAGGCUGUGAUUAAUCAACCAGUCCCAUCUUUAAUGAACUUUUGACACUUGAAAAUAAAACAGUGAGCUGAGCAAAAUGUUCUUAAAAGUGUGUUACUUUUUCUGUACUAAUUAUUUCCUGUCUUAACAUCAGUAAACUUUCCACUCAUGAAAAAAAAUGUGAGCAAAAUGUAGGCUAUAAACAAGUAAUAAAUGAAGUUUUAACCCCUUAAAGUGGAGAGGUCCGGGUGACCCACUGAGAGGCUUUGGCGCCCCCUUGUGGGGGUCGGGACCCCCAGGUUAGGAACCACUGAUUUAGACAGUUGUGUUUUCAGUUUUGCUCUUCAGUGUUCUUUCCACGCUUGGUAGUGUUCACCCAAAGGCUACUUGUGUUUACAGUUUUUCUCAAUUGUUUACACACAUUUUCUGGUACUUGAGACACAAUUACCACAACAUGUAACCAAUUCACCAACCCCCUUAACCAGUUCUGCUAAACUAUAAGCACAAUUCCUGCUUUGCACUCAAAUUGCAACUCUAAAACACACGUUUCUCAACACACUACACACAAUUCUCUGCUGUUGGCACAAUUUUCAUCCAGAAAACAUCUUGUUUUCACAAGGAACACACUGCUAUUCAAAUAUGCACACUGACUCAUCACAAGGGCAAACACCCGUCACACAGUUUUACAAUCAGCAAUCAGAGCUUUAGCAUAAAAGGGCAACAGGCGAGCUCUUCUGUGUUGGAGCAAUGGAUGCCAACAUUGGAAACAGAGGCAGAGCCAGAGGAGUGAGAGUGAGAGGAGGACGGGGAGGACGGGGAUGAGGAAGACCAAGGACCGUAAUCUCUGAUGAGAUCCGAGCCACUUUGUUUGAUCAUGUGGUCAACCAUGGUCUUACUGUACAAUGAGGGAGGCUGGGCAAAGAGUACAGCCACAUUUGAGCAGGUACACUGUAGCAUCCAUCAUCCGGACCUUCCGAAAUGAGAAGAGAACUGAAAGAAUACCGACACGAGGAGGUCGGGAACGUCUUCUGUCUCCUGAACAGGAAACUGAAAUGCCCAACAUGGUCCUAGAAAACAAUGCCAUAACACUACAGCAAAUACAAAUUAUAGAAAACAACGACAAGUUUCAAAAUAUAGAUAGGGUCAGCCUAGCAACACUGGACCGUGUCUUGCGAAGAUAUCAUCUCAGGAUGAAGCAGGUCUACAGGGUGCCGUUUGAACGCAACUCAGAAAGAGUCAAAGAAUUGCGAUAUAACUAUGUGCAAAGAGUCCUUGAGUUAGAGGCAGCUGCAGCGGAGCACCAGUUCAUCUUCAUCGAUGAGGUUGGGUUCAACCUCACAAAAAGACGAAAGAGGGGAAGGAAUGUCAUUGGCCAGCGUGCCAUUGUUGAAGUCCCUGGCCAGCGCGGAGGGAACAUCACAAUGUGUGCAGCGCUUGGCUACCAUGGCAUCAUCCAUCACCAUGCUACCCUUGGCCCCUACAACUCCGCCCAUCUGAUCACAUUCCUGGACACCCUACACAACACACUCAUUCCACCAGACCAGGUAGAUGGCCCAGAACAGCCCAGGUACGUUGUCAUUCGGGACAACCGAAUACGGUACGACCGACAGCCACAAACCCGUAUGCCUCUUCUCCAAGCUAUGGAGGAUGCAUGUGGAGAUAUAGCAGCUGAUUCUUUUCAUGGCUGGAAUCGCCAUGCUAGGAGAUAAUUCCCCCCUGCUUGGCCAGGGACAACAUUGCUUGUGAUGUGGACGAGGCGCUGUGGCCAGACCGCAACAGAAGAGAGGAUGCAGCAUAGUUUUCUUUUUUACUGUAACUGUAUACAGUAAAUUCUGUUGUAUGUAGUUUAUGUGUGCAACUUUGUGUUGGUUGGGAAUGGAAUAAACAUUGUGUACAAUGUUUUGUGGGAAAAUAAAAUAAUUUCUACCAUGUAUUUGUGUGUUCAGAGUGUAAAAACAAUAUUCUGAAAUAACAACACAUGCAUGUACAUACUGUCUGUAGUAUAGUAGGUGUAACACUGAACCAAAAAGGCUUUAGUCAUUAUGAUGAAUGAAGUGUUAUCCAUUCAUCAUAGUGUUUAACAUUGAGCACAUGAGUGUUCUGCUGGUGUAA